AUGCGUCGCACCAUCAGGGCGCUGAACAGCUUCCGCGGGUACAAGCGGUCGGAGGAGGACGACGACGAGGUGUUUGUGAGCAGCAGCCCGGGACACAAGACCCCCUCCCCCGGUGGUCCUCUGGGCCGGUCCGACUCCCCGGUGUACACCAACCUCCAGGAGCUGAAGAUCUCCCAGUCCAGCCUGCCGCCGGCGCCCAGUGGCUCCCCGCUGGGCGUGCUGGGAGACUGGGAGACGCACAAGGACCUGAGCGGGCGCCACUUCUACUACCACCGCGGCUCCGGGGAGCGCACCUGGAAGCCCCCCCGGGGCCGCAGCGACACCGCGGGGGGGGGCAGCGGCAGCAGCCGGGGGGGCGACGCCCACGGAUCCACGGAGGCGGAGCCUCUGUCUUCGGAGGACAACUGCCACAGCACCCACUCGAGUCAGUCGGACAGCCAGUACGGCUCGCCCCCUAGAGGCUGGUCGGAGGAACUGGACGAGCACGGACACACCCUCUACGUCUCUGAGUACACACGAGAGAAGUGGAUCAAACAUCUGGACGAGCAGGGCCGGCCGUACUACUACAGCGCGGAUGGAUCCCGGUCUGAGUGGGAGCUGCCCAAGUAUGCCGUCUCCCCCCCCCAGUCGGGUGAGGCCCCCAAGAGCCGCAGCCUGGAGAGGAAGCACCCGCAGAACCCCGACCCCAUCGUGCUCACCAAGUGGAGACACAGCACCUACGUACUGGACCUCAACGACAAGGAGAGUGCGUCGGCCUGCGCGCCCAAACAGAGCCCCCCCGACUCUGACUCCUGCCCCUCCUCUCCCAAGCACCCCUCCACCCCGUCGGAGAAGUGUGGCGUCCUCAACGUGACCAAGAUCACGGAGAACGGGAAGAAAGUCAGGAAGAACUGGACCUCGUCGUGGACGGUACUGCAGGGGUCUUCGCUGCUCUUUGCUAAAGGGCAGGGCGGCAGCACCAGCAGCUGGUCGUACUACCGUAGCGGCCGCAUUCCAGAGCUGCUGCUCACGCUGCUUAGCAACUGGAAGCGCUCGGUUAAGCUCCGCCCCGCUGUCUCCUAUGCCAACUGUGGCAAUGUCCACACCACCACUAAGUUUGGCAGCAACCAGUCCAAACCAGAGUUCACGGUGGACCUCAGGGGCAGCUCUGUGGACUGGGCCAGCCGGGACAAGUCCAGCAAGAAGCACGUCAUCGAGCUGAAGACCCGUCGGGGGACUGAGCUCCUGAUCCAGUCAGAGAUCGACAGCGUCAUCAACGACUGGUACCGGGCCCUCAACGAGACCAUCAGCGCACACGCCUGGGAGUCUGACGAGGCCAUCGAGGAGGACAUGCCAGAGUCUCCAGGGUCCGAGAAGCAGGACAAGGAGAAGGACCACCGGGACUCCAAGAAGAACCGCGCCAUGAAGACGUCCGUCAGCAUGGACGUGUCGGACCAGAAGAAAACCCGCGUGAAGCUGAAGAAGUUCCUGACCCGCCGGCCUACCUACCAGGCGGUCCGCGACAAGGGCUACAUCAAAGACCAGGUGUUCGGCUGCAGUCUGUCCAGCCUGUGUCAGAGGGAGAGUGGCUCGGUGCCCCAGUUCGUCACCAUGUGCAUCGACCACGUGGAGAACACAGGUCUGGACGUGGACGGGCUGUACCGGGUCAGCGGGAACCUGGCCGUCAUCCAGAAGCUGCGAUUCGCCGUCAACCACGACGAAAAGGUGGAGCUUGACGACAUCAAGUGGGAGGACAUCCACGUGACCACGGGGGCCCUGAAGAUGUUCUUCAGAGAGCUGCCCGAGCCGCUCUUCACCUACGGCUCCUUCGACGACUUUGUCGACGCCAUAAAAUGCUCCGACUACAAGCAGCGUGUGAGCUCCAUCACGGAGCUGAUCCGGCAGCUGCCCAAGCCAAACCACGACACCAUGCAGGUCCUGUUCAGACAUCUCAGAAGGGUGAUCGACCACGGCGAGGCCAACCGCAUGACGACCCAGAGCGUGGCCAUCGUGUUCGGGCCCACGCUGCUGCGGCCGGAGACGGAGACGGGCAGCAUGGCCGUCCACAUGGUGUACCAGAACCAGAUCGUGGAGCUCAUCCUGCUGGAGUACGAGGGCGUCUUCGGCCGGUAGAGACCCCCCCCGUCCCGGGCAUGCGGGGGGGGGGGGUCGGUCUCGGAGGUCGGUCUCGGAGCGGACUCCGGGGGGUGCGCUCACACGUGGAUACUGUUACAGGAGGGGGCGGAGCCUGAGAGACUACAGGGGGAGAACGAGACUUUGCACUUAGUUACGCUUUGGAGUGGAGAGCAAGCCACCGCUGUACAGAUGUUACCUGCUUCCCCUCCCGGGGCUCCGCCCUGCUGGCUGCUGAUUGGCAGCCGGACCCAGGUCCCGGCGAAUCGCCGAGCUUCUUUUGUUUUCGCUUGAGGCGGAGGACCGUGACAUCGCCGGUGUUUGCUGUGACUGACGUCAUGGCGAUGCAGGGGGCAUUACGUGUGUGUGUGUGUGUGUGUGUACCCUCAGGCCCAGGGCGGCGUGCUGAACAACGCUGUGUUCUGUGUGUCUCGUGUGUCUCAUGUCGUCACCGCGCGCGGUCCCCGCUGUUGUCUUGCGUCGUCACGGCGACGACCCCGUCUCUGUGGCCCUGUGGUCCGCCAGGGUCAGGAAUACCAGGUGGAGUUCCGGCAGCCAUUUUGUUCCUCUCCAUGGAGAGAAGGUGUGCGUGCACUUGGAAGAACUGGAAUCUUAGUUUGGGGAUGAAUUGUAUUCUUUUUUAAUGAAUCACCUCCGUCGCUUCAACACUGACACACACACACACGCAUGCAUGCACACACUACGCACACUCACACUCAGACACAUACGCACAACAUAUGCACACAAACACACGCACGCACGCACGUGCGCGCACACACACACAAGGCUUAUCAUUUAAUUUGUAGUUUAUCUACAAUGCUAUCCUCACACUUUGGAAUACAUUCAACUACCACACACACACACACACACACACACACUGGCUGCCUAAAUGUCCUUCAGGAUGAAUAAAGUAUUAGUGUAUCUCUCUACACGCACGCUUAUGCUAACAACUGUGUUUACGUUGCCCUGGUUCAUCCCCUGGUUGUGUUGAUGAAGUGUGAGCAUGAAGACGGGAAUAAUUGUGUGUGUUUGUGUGUGUGUGUGUGUGAGAUAAAAUAAAUAACAAGCAGAGAGGAGACCUAUGCCGUUGUCUCUGUCAAUGUAAACGUGUGUGUGUUUGUCUAUCUGUCUGUUUGUGGGUCUGUCUGUGUGUCUGUCUGUGUGUGUGUGUUCGAGGGAAUUUGCAAUGUACAUUGUACAUAAAGAGCAAGUGACGGACGGUGUGUGUGUGUGUGUGUUUGUGUGUUUGUUGGUCCAGUGCUUGGUGGUACGGUUCACUGUGUGUGCGAGGGGCACCUCGCUGGUGGGAUGAAAUACCGUUCAGUGUUUCUGUUCUUCGUUCUGUUUUAAUGAUUUUUUUUUCCCCGCCCUGGCCCCCCCCGCCCCCCCGCCCAUGUUACCAGUCACCCGGGAAACAGUAUCAGGGCGCGUUUCCCGGGGUCCUGUGUGCAAUCUGUCUCGGACUCAGUGGUCAGUGACUCGCGGUAGAAGAGCUGCUUCUCCUGACUCAGCUGAUGGCUUGGGAGAGAAGCGGUACUCGUGGUGGGAUCAUCCCAGUGUGUUCGCUGUGGUGGGAGGCAGUGCAGAAAAAAGAGCCUUUAAAAAAAUAAAGAAAAACCUCAAGAGUAUUCAUGUGUACAUUAAAAGAGAAUCAAUGUUUGCGCUGUGUAUAUGCUUCGAAGGCCAACGGGAGGACUUUGGUUUUUGGAGAUCUGAAAACGUUAACAAUGCGCGUUGACUUUGGGUUAUCCUUCUAACUGUUGUUUCUGUUUUCUGGGAGAGGUCUCCGGAUUCCUCCGCAUGGUUGACUGCACAUUCUGAAUGUAAUUUCCUGGCUAACUGCUGUUUGUGACAUUGCAAUGUCGAAUAAUAAAGCUACCUGAAUGGGUUUGAGUCUCAGCUGAUCUCUGAUGGAAAAACCAAUUUGAUCCUUUGGGGUAUCGUUUGGGGAUAGGUAUUGGAAUUAAGGUGAACUUUUAUUCAGCGUGCUUUAGUAUACAGCGUUAACAACAUAGCUACAGCUUUAUUGACAACUUCUCUCUUGACAAGCAGAGGUAGUAAAGAGCAACAGUGGAAUAUAUUGGUAAAAUUACUGUAUAACAAUACUCCCACUUAAUUUUACAAUGGCAUUAAGACACUUUAAAUUAUAUUACAGGGCUGUGCUCCCUUUCACAAAAUGUCAAGAAAUUAAUAAAUCUUUAAACAACAACAAAAGACUUCCUAUUUUUUCUUGCUUAAUACUUGUCAUUUUCAAUUAAACUGUUCUCAUUUGUCUCUGUAACCUUUUGGUAACAUUCAUUUUCUGGAACUCUUAUUUAAAUGUUUUCAGACUUGCUUUGACCAGGCAGCGUUCGGAGUUCACCUGUCAAGCAUAAACAACCACUUUAUACGUCUACUCUUAGACAGCCCAAAGUCCAAUCCCUCCCCUGAGAUAUUCAAACUUCUGUUUAGUUAGUGGCUUGGUCCAGAUGUCCACUUUCAUGUCAUUUGUUGGACAGUAUUGUAGGUUUAGUGAAAACUCUGAGUUAGUUAACCCUGAGAUGAGGGAAACUCUGGUUUUUCAGUUUCACAAAGCCAGUUCAGCUUUACUCUGAGUCAGUUACCCUGGCAACAUACUCCGUGAACCUAACCUGCUCGCUGGCAGGUUUUCUUCAACUAACCCCGAGUUUCUCCUGCUCUUAAGUUGAAGCCUGCAGACUGAAGGCAGUGGCAGACAUGGCGUGUCCUUUUAUUGAAGAGCCAGUUGAUGUCGAGGCGCAGAUACUUGGAUGUUUUAUCAUUCCCUGAUGAGUAGCUACCUGUUUGAGCGUUUCCGUUUCUCUGCAUCAUCAAUCAUUUAUAUAAACAAUAUUCUCUCAGCCCUCACAUCGCUCACAUGACACAUCGUGGACACGCUCUCAUCUCCGAGCAAAUUCUUUGUAUUGCACUUCGUUUUUUUACUGAAACGGCUACUAUGCAAGUUUUUAGUGUUCCCAAGUCACAGACCCACCAGACUUCUCAAAGAAGAGUUCCACAGAAUUGCAGGUAUCAGUCUAAGCAGUAAUUCAUUUGUCAUAAAGACUUGAAGCACUAAUCAGUCAAUUUGAUAUAUUUUAGGGUUUCCAGGUGUGAUUGGCUGCAUAGAUGGCACUCACAUUCCUAUCAUAGCUCCUUCAAUAAAUGAAGGAGAUUAUGUGAAUAGGAAAUCUGUCCACAGCAUUAAUGUACAGGUUGGCCUAAAUAGUAG
This is a messenger RNA of Gadus chalcogrammus (walleye pollock), 5338 nucleotides long. RefSeq names its product rho GTPase-activating protein 12-like. Bases 1 to 2112 code for a protein of 703 amino acids. Gene Ontology annotation, cellular component: cytoplasm. Gene Ontology annotation, molecular function: protein binding. Lineage: Eukaryota; Metazoa; Chordata; Actinopteri; Gadiformes; Gadidae. The record is from RefSeq and is a predicted model, not a curated record. Gene Ontology annotation, biological process: regulation of GTPase activity; signal transduction. The transcript is spliced from 18 exons.